AUGAACAGGGGAGUAUUUAGAGACAGUGCCGAUUGGGUCAUCAAUAGAUAUCACCUUACAGGUCCUAAAGUUGUGACGGUAAUUGGCACAGUAAUUUUGCUUUUGCUAACUCUCUUCUUUGUGAAUGUUGCGGCUAAUAUUGCGUCAUUUUGGGCACCUGUUAAGGCAUACAGCCAUCCGUUACAAGAUCUUGUGUGCGAGUUCUUUAAUGUAACGGCUUAUACUACAGCAUAUAACAACACGGUUGAUUCUUUAUUGAUUCCUUUUUGCGCAGUGACAGCUGUGGUUAUUGUUCUUAAUCCCCUGGCCAUAUUCAUUGCCCUGAAACUUAUGAUUGCAAUUAUUAUCUCUUAUUUGCUUCGAGUGUCAACGUUAUUGGUCACGAGUUUGCCGGAUUCUUGGAAUAUGGGCACGCGGACGGUGGAAGACACCUACGCCCAUUUUGGCCGUGAUAGAGGUGGGGAUUUGAUUUUCAGUGGGCAUACUAUGCUUAUUGUGUUGUUUGCACAUGCCUGGUCUUCUUUUUACCUGAUAACGGACUCGUAUGCACUUCACUGGAUAACUGGAUUACUGGCCUGGGCCUACACAAUUAUGGUGCUGAUAUUUAUUACAGUAGCUCGUCUCCACUAUACAAUAGAUGUUCUUUUGGCACUCUACAUUGCCUCGGGAGUUUGGUGGUCUCUUUCGUACUUCCAAACCCGAUUCUUCGAAGAACCUGUCUCAAAGAUGAAAUUUCGACGCACACCAGUGCCCCCUCUUAACAGUCGUUCUGCCGAUGAAGUGGAGCAACAACCAGACCUUUCAGUCCAACCAGCACAAUAA
Molecule: messenger RNA, 822 nt
Organism: Nematocida homosporus
Lineage: Eukaryota; Fungi; Microsporidia
Exons: 1
Coding region: 1-822 (273 amino acids)
Biological process (GO): ceramide biosynthetic process
Cellular component (GO): endoplasmic reticulum membrane; Golgi membrane
Molecular function (GO): sphingomyelin synthase activity; ceramide cholinephosphotransferase activity
Source: RefSeq, a predicted model, not a curated record